Molecule: messenger RNA, 2629 nt
Organism: Corticium candelabrum
Lineage: Eukaryota; Metazoa; Porifera; Homoscleromorpha; Homosclerophorida; Plakinidae
Product: zinc finger MYM-type protein 1-like
Exons: 2
Coding region: 145-2502 (785 amino acids)
Molecular function (GO): protein dimerization activity
Source: RefSeq, a predicted model, not a curated record
UUCACUGACACCAUGUCGUCUCAUCAGCAAAACCAGAAGUACAAAAAACAGACGAAACUGUCUCACUGUUUUCGGUAAGAUCUAUGGUCCACGCUGAUAUGUGUCAAACAGAGUUUACGCAGUAGUGGGUUAGUCCAGCCGGCUAUGCGCAGUUUGCCAGAAUCUGAACAGCAAGAGGAGGGACUUGAGGAAGCAAAUGACUCUACUACCAAACUGAUGCCAGACACUGCCAUUGCAGCGUCAGCAGACAGCCAUGACAGUGAAGAGAUAGCGCCAUCGAGUCUGUGCAAUAUGAAAGAUCCCUGUCUAGGAGCAAAGACAGCUGACGUUCUUCGAGGUCCUUUUCAGCCAACAGCUGAUUCUGUGAUUGGUGGAACAUUUCCUAAAAGACAGUUUGGUAAACAACAAAGGUGCUUUCAGUCAUCUUGGUAUGACAAAUUUGUAUGGCUAGAAUACAGUCCACAGUUGGACGCAGUCUUUUGCUUUUCCUGCCGUUUUGCAGAAUGCAGUGCCAGUGGUACAAUAGGUCGUCCUGAUCCAUCCUUUACACGGAAAGGCUUCAGAAACUGGAAGACUGCUCUUGAUGACUUUAGAAAACAUGAAUUGAGCUCAGUUCAUUCCUUGGCUUCUGGGAUGUGGCAUCAGGCUAGGCAUGUUGCGGCUACAGGUAGUUCUGUGGCACAAAGCCUUAGUGACGACUAUGCCAGAAGGGUAGAGCUCAAUAGACGAAAUCUCAGCAAAAUCAUACACACAAUUCUCUUCCUUGGUCGCCAGAACAUACCUUUUCGUGGACGUCAUGAAAGUGAGGGUUCCUUAAACAAAGGGAACUUCUUAGAGCUACUGAAUUUGAGAGCAUUAGAUAAUCCAGACCUUGCUUUACAUUUGAAAGGAACAUUUACCUAUACGUCGCCAAAAAUACAAAAUGAAAUCAUUGCAUUGUGUGGAAGAAGAAUUCAGCGUGGAAUAGUUGAGGAGGUCAGGAAAUCCGGAUGCUAUGGUUUAAUAUGUGACGAAACGACUGACAUUUCUCGUCAAGAGCAACUCUCAAUUUGUCUUCGAUAUGUUGACGAAACAGUAACAGUGCACGAACGUUUUCUAGGAUUUUGGCCUGUUAAGGAAACUGAUGGUGAGUCAUUGCAUAACUUUCUCAAGGACGUACUGAAAGAGCUCGGUAUUCCAGUAUGCAUGAUGAGAGCACAAUGUUAUGACGGCGCUGCAAAUAUGAGAGGACGAUAUAAAGGAGUUAGCACUAGGUUUCUACAGGACGAGAGCCGAGCCAUAUACAUCCACUGCCAUGCUCACGUAUUAAACCUAACCCUUGCCAAAGCUUCUACUUCUGUUCAGGAUGUUCGGAACAUUCUCGGAGUAGUGGAUUCCUUAUAUAAAUUACUGGAAGGGUCAGCAAAAAGGCACAUGCGAUUCAAGAACAUCCAAGAAUCCGUGGAUUCAGAAAACCCGGCUACCACUCUGAAAAGAAUUUGCGAGACUCGUUGGUCUUCUCGUUACCAAGCAGUUAAAGCCAUUAAGGUGGCUUUUAAAUCCAUAGUUCAAACCCUUCAAACUAUUGCAAGUGAUGAUGCAGAAUUAGGAGCAGACGCUGUGUCUCUUCAGAAGUCGGUUGAAACGUUUCAAUUCUACUUCUAUAUUUCUGUUCUAGAGGCAACUUUGGGGAAAACGGCUGUUUUAUCUGAAUUUCUCCAAGCAAAGCAUGUAGAACUAUUUGGAGUAAAGGCCAAAGUUUUGGGCACAAUUGAGGCGUUGAAUUGUGUUAGAGGGGACUUCGAGAUGAUUUGGAAGCAAACUGAAAAGCUUGCAGAGGAGCUAGAUCUAGAAAUGCCUCGUUUGGCUCGAAAACGGAAAGCAUCUGAGCGCUUAGAGUGGGGAAGAAGUGAACCAUAUUAUCCAGCAACGCCAAAAGACCAGUUCAGAAUGACUGUUAACGAACUUGUUGACACGAUGAUAAUGGAGUUGAGAGAAAGAUUUAACGAAAACAAUUAUGACGUUCUCACUGCUGUAGAGACUCUUUUAGCAGAUGCCUUGACAGAGACCAAACCAAACUUGAGUCUUCUUCAGACAGCUUGUCAGUUUUAUAGAAGUGAUUUUGACUAUUCCCGUCUACACCACCAGCUUACUGUCUUCUAUGGUGAAAUAAAGGCGAUAGCAUCUUCUCAUGGAAAAAGACAAAUAGAGUCCGAUUUACCGGCAAUACAGCAUAUUAGGCAGCUGUUUGCUGGAAAGGGUCUUAGAGACAGCUAUCCAGAAGUUUUAAGGCUUUUGCAAAUAUAUCUGGUAGUUCCAGUCUCAUCAGCAGAAUCUGAGCGUUCCUUUUCUACUCUCCGUCGUCUAAAGACUUGGCUUAGGAGUUCUAUGGAAGAAGAAAGACUUGCAGCUCUGGCCUUACUAACAGUUGAGAGAGAAGAGGUAUUGAAGUUAGAGGAAGCUAUUGAUGAACUCAUAGAAGAGUUCUGUGCAAGAGGAAACCGCAGGAUGAUUUUUCAGUAAAUAGGUGCUUGUUUAGUCUGCUCCAUACUGUAUAUAUGUAUACGAGUAAACGUAAUACUUUGUGGUCUGCAUUGUUGCUACUAAUACAAUUUUUGUCAAAGGGGCGUGUCAGUGUUCGGGUAUUUCA